AGGGAGGGGAGGUGGAAUGCUUGCCACCUACUCCUUUUCUUCAGAUCCUCUCUGCCUCUCUCUCUCUCUCUCUCUCUCUCUCUCUAUAGAAGCAGCACUUGCGAGUUGCGACCUCCUCACACAGCUCUCUUCCAUUCGAAGAUCGCCAAUUCGUUUUCAUUCGCUCUGUUUUCCUCUGGUCUGCUGCUGUUGUUGCUGUGAUGGAGAGACACAAGUGCAAGCUCUGCUCCAAGAGCUUCUACAAUGGAAGAGCGCUGGGCGGUCACAUGAGGUCCCACCUGGUGAACCUCCCCCUCCCCCUCAAGCCUGGGGAGGAGGAAGAGCGAGAACCGCCGGUUCAGCUCAGGGGAGCCGAGACGCCGCGCGGCCGGUCGGGUUCUUCGCCUCCCUCCUCGUCUUCUUCUCCGGAGGAGGAGGAAGAAGAAGGGGAGGGAGACGAGGAGGCCGGGAAGCUUCAAGCUCAAGGGUACGGCCUGCGGGAGAACCCGAAGAAGAGCAUUCGGCUGGCCGAUCCGGAAUUUGCGAUCGACGCCGGGUCCGUGGUCCUGCAAGAUAGGGAGAGCGAGACAGAGUCGUCCAAGAAUCUGGCCGGGAGGCGAUUUAAGAGCUCAGCGACGGAGGCGACGACCCAGAGGCGUUUCUCGUUGGAGGAGGAUCACCGCUGCCGGAAGAAGAUGAGGCGCAUGCCGAGUAAGGCCGAGUCGGCGAGCUCGAUCUCCGACGAGACGACGGAGGAGGACCUCGCCCUCUGCCUCAUGAUGCUCUCCCGGGGCAAGUGGAGGAGAGAGAAAAGCCAUCGAGGACGAGAGAAUGUGGACGAUUGGGUAGAAGAGGAGGACGAAGACGACGACGACCAAGAAGAUGGGAAAGAGGAAGAGGACGAAGAGGAGAGCGAGGAAUCCGAAGGGCUGGCGGUCAAGGCUCUGAGGAACCAAAACAGGGGAAACUUCAGGUGCGAGACGUGCGGCCGGACGUUCCGGUCGUACCAAGCGCUCGGCGGCCACAGGGCGAGUCACAAGAAGAGCAAACUCGGCGACCCGGCGGCCGCCGAGAACGUGGGCGAGAACGCCAACCCGGGCUCCUCUAAAGUCCACGAAUGCCCCUUCUGUUUCCGGGUUUUCGCCUCGGGCCAAGCUCUGGGCGGGCACAAGAGGUCGCACGCCAUCAAUUCGACGGCGGCGGCGGCGGCGGCGGCGGCGGCGAGGGCCGUCAAGAAGACGAGCCACCACCACCACGACGUCAAGUCCAGAGCGACGGCGUGGAUCGAUCUCAAUCUCCCGGCCCCGGUCGACGAGGACGAGGACGACCAGCUGAGCCAGGUCGAGCACUCGGCCUUGUCCGAAGCCGAUUCGUGAACCGAGUCAAGAGAUGAUCGAGUUAGUUAGAUUACACGAUUUUUCAGAGGUAAAAAUGACAAAAAAAAAGAAGAAGAAGAAGAAGAAGAAGAAAUCAAUCUUUUUCCCCCGAUUAUUUUUGGUUCUUCUUUUAGCGAAAAAAUUGGAUCUAAGACCCUGUCAAUUGGUUACUUUUCUAUUCGGAUGAUAUUCUGUUAAGAUAUUAUUAUUAUUAUUACUAUUAUUAUUAUUACCAGCAUAAUUGAUCAUUAAUGCUAACUGCAAUUCUUUUUAA
Molecule: messenger RNA, 1629 nt
Organism: Eucalyptus grandis
Lineage: Eukaryota; Viridiplantae; Streptophyta; Magnoliopsida; Myrtales; Myrtaceae
Product: zinc finger protein ZAT9
Exons: 1
Coding region: 201-1355 (384 amino acids)
Biological process (GO): regulation of DNA-templated transcription
Source: RefSeq, a predicted model, not a curated record